AGCGCCCUCGAUGUUCGCGGGGAGCCACUAAAAGCGAGCGAGCGAGCACCGGCGGCGGCCCAGCGCCUGGCCGGGCUCCGAGCUCCCGUCUCCGGCGUCGCGCUGCUGCAGCCCCGCCGCUGCGCUCCUCCGGCUCGCCGCCUCUCCGCCGCCGCCUUCCUCAUCCCCUCCUCCGCCUCCUCCUCCAGAUUCGGACCCGGCAAUCUUCAUGGUUUGCGGACACCAUGCCCGUUGUUUAGCCGGGGAACCCUCAUCUCGUCCCGCAUGUUCAGGACCAAACGAUCGGGGCUCGUCCGGCGACUGUGGCGGAGCCGCGCGCCAGUGGAGGGCGACGGGGAGGCGGACAGAGGGACGCAUGGCCCCGGGGGCUGCUGCAUGGGCAAAGCGGCCAAGGUGGCGGCCAAGUCCCACGGCGGGUCGGAGGCUGAAUUGAAGGCGCUCACCCACUCCGUGCUCAAGAAGAUUAAAGAGAAACAAUUGGAGGUGCUUCUGCAGGCGGUGGAAUCCAAGGGGGGCGCCCGCAGCCCCUGCUUGCUGCUGCCGGGCAAAGUGGACGCCAAAGUGGGUCAAGUGUCUUACUCCCUCCCCAUGCUGCUCUACAAGGUGUUUAGGUGGCCCGACCUCAGGCAUUCCUCGGAGCUCAAGAGGCUGUCGUGCUGUGAAUCCUACGGGAAAGUCAACCCGGACCUCGUCUGCUGCAACCCGCACCACAUGAGCCGCCUCUGUGAACUCGAGUCUCCUCCUCCUCCCUAUUCCCGCUAUCCCAUGGAUUAUCUUAAACCACCAGAUUCUCCGGACUCAGGACCCUCAUCCAGUGAGACCGGGGGAACAACCUAUUCGGCCCCUGUGGGGCUUUCGGAUUCCCUGGCCAUACAGGAGUCGGGCGAGCGGUCCCACUGGUGUGUGGUGGCCUACUGGGAGGAGAAGACCCGCGUUGGGCGCCUCUACUCGGUCCAGGAGUCCUCCUUGGACAUCUUCUACGAUCUACCUCAGGGCAACGGCUUCUGCCUGGGCCAGCUCUGCUCGGACAACAAGUCGCAGCUGGUGCAGAUGGUGCGCGCCAAGAUCGGCUAUGGUAUCCAGCUGACGCGGGAGCCCGACGGCGUGUGGGUGUACAACCGAAGCUGCUACCCCAUCUUCAUCAAGUCGGCCACACUGGACAACCCGGACUCGCGCACGCUGCUGGUGCACAAGGUGUUUCCCGGGUUCUCCAUCAAGGCGUUCGACUACGACAAGGCCAGCAGCCUGCGGAGGCCCAAUGACCACGAGUUCACGCAGCAGCCGCGCACGGGCUUCACGGUGCAGAUCAGCUUCGUGAAGGGUUGGGGACAGUGCUACACGCGACAAUUCAUCAGCAGCUGCCCCUGUUGGCUGGAGGUCAUCUUCAACACUCGAUAGCAGCAGCCUCCCGUGCCCCGCCCCCUUCCUCCUCAGACACUAUCCCCACCCUCAUCCUCCUUUUUUUGUUAAGAAGGUUAAAAACAGAGAAAGUUAACGAAGAAGAAACACAAGACCUUCACAAAAAGUGACUCGAGUUAAGGAAAAUUAGAGGCGAGAAAUGUAUUUUAUGUUAUAUAUAAAUAUAUUAUUAAUUGUAAAUAUGAAGAUGUUUUAUAUGCAUCAUUAUUUAUGUAUUGUGCAAUGUGUUGAUGAGGAAAAAAUAAACUAAGAUGCACUUUGCUUAAUAUAAAUGCAAAACAAAGAAAUGCCAAAAUAAUUAAAAAAAAAAUAAUACACAUCUGUUUCUUGCUGGUUUCUUGAGACUGAGCUCACUCGAAAGACAU
Phycodurus eques (leafy seadragon) is the source of this 1784-nucleotide messenger RNA. RefSeq names its product SMAD family member 7 (gene smad7). The record is from RefSeq and is a predicted model, not a curated record. Gene Ontology annotation, biological process: SMAD protein signal transduction; regulation of transcription by RNA polymerase II; BMP signaling pathway. Gene Ontology annotation, cellular component: heteromeric SMAD protein complex. The transcript is spliced from 4 exons. The coding region runs from base 265 to 1398 and encodes 377 amino acids. Lineage: Eukaryota; Metazoa; Chordata; Actinopteri; Syngnathiformes; Syngnathidae. Gene Ontology annotation, molecular function: I-SMAD binding; transcription regulator inhibitor activity.